Molecule: messenger RNA, 1524 nt
Organism: Strongyloides ratti
Lineage: Eukaryota; Metazoa; Nematoda; Chromadorea; Rhabditida; Strongyloididae
Product: Autophagy-related protein 13
Exons: 2
Coding region: 1-1524 (507 amino acids)
Source: RefSeq, a predicted model, not a curated record
AUGACUGAAUUGGCAUCAAAAUUUAUCAAUAAUUAUGUUACAAAAUUUAUGCAUAGAACUUUUCAAAGUCUUGUUCUUGCUCGUGAUGGACCAAAACUUUUAACAAAAUGCCAACCUUCUAAAACAAGUUGGUUUCAAAUUGAGAUAGACGAAAUUGGUAGUGUGGCAAGUGUUAUUAAACAACGGGUUAGAAACUUUCCUCAUUCCUGCAAUAUAGUAAACAUUGACUUUUUACUCAAUACACCAGAUUAUGGACUACUUCCUUUAGAACAAUGGAGAAUAACUAUUGAUAGAAGUAAAAGAAAUGAUGGUAAUAUAGCGACAGCUGAGGGGUUUCAUGAUGGUUUGACAAUUCUCUUAAGAUCUAUUAUUAUAUCAGCAAGGCAAACUCCAUGUCAACGACAUCUAGUUCGUAAACAAAAUGAAGGACAAUUUGUUUUAACUUUUAAAAUUUAUGAGGGAGAUUUUAAACCAUUUUUUGGUGAUAAUGUAAAAUUUAUUGAUCUUGGAAGUGUAAAAACUAAUUUUUGUCAUAUUAAUGCUUCUGUAGUAUAUAGGAAAGAUUUUGACUAUGAUCCAGAUAUAUCUGACUACUAUAUAAUAAUGGAAAGAAAUAUAUCAACAAAUAAUAAAAAAUUGUCAAGAGAUGUUAGUGAAAUAUGUAUAAUUGAAGAUGUUAUUGUUCAUAUUGACAAUACAGGAAAAUCAUUUGUCGAUGAAAGUUUAUGUGUUACAUCAAAUGUAUUUCCGGUAUUAGAAAAAAGUGAAACAUCAGAGUUAAUAUCAUAUGGAAAAUCUUUUUCAACAUCAAAUGAAGAGAUACAAAAAUUUCGUUCAAGAAUAAAUUCAGAAAUAUCAAAUAUAAGCUCUGAACAUCCGAUUUUUAACAUGAGUAUCUCUUCUAAUAAAACUCCAACAUCUGAAGAAGUUUUAAAAAAUAGUCGAAAAGAUGAAACAAAAGAAAUUAUUGAGAAGAAUAUUAUGAGAAAAAGUAAUAUAUCUAAUAUAAAUUUGCCUUUAGAAACAUCAAUUUUCCCUUUACCUACAUCAAAUGAACAACAAGAUAUUCCAUUCGGUAUAUUACUUUCAUAUUCUGUUGAAGAAGUGCCAUCAAAAACUUCACAAUCAAUUCAAAAAUUAUUUACAUCUAAAAAAUCUACAAGUUUUAAUAAUUCAUCUAAAACACUUCACCCUGUUUAUGAAGAAACAUCAUCAACAUCAUCAGAUAAUUUAUCCACUUCUUUAGAUGAUUCAUACGUUCAAAUUAUGGGUUACUCAAUAAAUAAAAAUAUUCUUAACCCAAAGUAUGAAUUAACUGCAUUUAUUCAAGAUUUAAAACAUGCACCAGAUUUAAAAUUUGAUAACCCACCACCACAAUAUAUUGAUAUAAAAACAAUGUUUAAUCUUUGUUUACGUGAUAUUCAACAACUUUCUACAUUAUCAACAAAUUUUGAUAUAUUUACUAAAGAAUUAUGCAAAAAAAAUAAACAUCAAAGUAAUAUUAACUCUGUUAAUUUUUACUAA